This is a messenger RNA of Planococcus citri (citrus mealybug), 1318 nucleotides long. RefSeq lists its product as uncharacterized. Lineage: Eukaryota; Metazoa; Arthropoda; Insecta; Hemiptera; Pseudococcidae. The record is from RefSeq and is a predicted model, not a curated record. The transcript has 4 exons. The coding region runs from base 196 to 1254 and encodes 352 amino acids.
UUUUGUGGGAUUACUAGAAUACAAGACGUAAACAAAGCAUAUCAAUGAAUCCAAAAAAAAAGUAACUGUGGAAAUCGAAAAGAAAAUAUUUUAUCAUUUCGAUGCAUCAUAAUUUUCACAUCCUCGUCCUUAAACAUAAUAUCUUCAAGUGGUUCAUUGAAAUGAAAAUCGUUACAAGGGAAAGGAUAUCGAAGUAUGUUACGUACUGGCAUCAUUUUGAAAAAAUGUUGGUUAGUACUCGUGCUAUUUGAAUUUGGAAAUUACGCGAUCAAGGAACCUACUCCAGAGUUGUUUAUCAUUGAAAAAACAGAUUGCACCGAGAUAACGUUAGAAUACAAAAAAGGCACGAAAUCAAAAAAAUGCAUGAAUUGUAGCUCGACACCGAACUUCGGAAAGAAACGAAUGCGAGUACUUUCGUUGCCAGUUGGGUUAGAAACAAAACUUGAAUGUCUGUAUAUGAAAAAUUUAAACUUUGGCGAAAAAAAUGAUAAAACAAUGUUCAAAGAUUACCCACAUCUGACGCAUUUACACAUGAUAAGAAACUCUUUAAGUGAUGAAACAGAGAUUGAUAUUUUCGAAAUGCUAACUAAUUUAGAAAGAUUGGAUCUUUUCGAUACGAGCAUAAAACCGAACAGGGAAUACAACGUACCCAAAUCCGUACGAUUCUUGGACUACACCAACCUCAAUAUAACUACACUCAAUUUGGAGCACUUACAUAUGUUAGAAGAACUGGUUGUAAGUAAAACCAGAUUGCGAAAUUUUCCUAAACUGCAUGAUUUAGCACCGAUCCAGCUGGUGGAACUCAAGCGCAUGAAUAUGAUAAACUUCACUUUGGACGAAUUCGCAAAGUACUGUAAUAUUGAAGAAAUAAACAUGGAUAACACGACGCUGGGAAACGAUGGUUGUACAUGCCAUCAGUUAAUAGAAUGGGUAAAAAAGUAUGGCAUUAAAAUGGAAUAUCCACCAAAUUGCCAACCUGAUAAUAAAUGUUCGUUGGAAUUUUCCCAAGCGAGUCUUAAAAAUCGGGAAGUAUGUUUGGCAAAAAAUUCACACAAGACGCUCUAUCUUAUUAUCGCUGGUGCAGUUUUGCUUCUCCUCUUGAUCGUACUUGCAAUAAUUGGUUUGGCUACUUAUUUACUGUACCCGAAACUGAUGAAGCGAGAAAUAGAAGAAGGAAUAGAAGUCAAGGAGCCAGUUAAAGAAGAAACCGUAGAGGAAGAAGCCGCACCAGACGACGAAAUUGUAAAUAAAUGAAAAUUUUCAAAUGAAUGUUGUUACGAUGUUAUUGUUAUUUGAAUAAAAUUUCGUUGAAUAUUUA